UCCAAAUCAAACAAUCGUCGCACAGUACAGCUGCCUCGCCUCUCUGCCUCUCUUUUGUCUGCUUCGCCCUCUAUCUCGCGCCGCCGCAACGCCGUCGUUCUCCGGUCCGGCAGUCGCGCCGGCAUGUGGAGCGGGGCUCCUCGCAUGGCAGAACGGCUGGAGCUGGAGCGCCAAGCAACUCUCGAUGGGCACGUGCCUCAAGAUCUCGAAGCCGGAGUGAACAGCGGCGGCGCACAAGGUCUGCAUCCUGUGCGAGUUCGUCGUCUUCCUCCGACUACAGGACGAUUUGGUGGGAUGGACAACAUUUGGCAGCAAUACGGAGACACCAACCAAGCUUAUGGUAAUGUCACCUACACCCCAGGAAUUGACUUGACUCUCUCCCCGGGAAAUGACUUGACUCGGUUCCAAGAUUCAGCUGUUGUGCAUGGCCCAGGUCCAAUUAUUCAGGAAAACCAGUCGUUCAGCUCUACCUCACAAGUGCCUCAACCUGUCAAUGAUCGAAGAAAGAAGGGGGUUGCCAAGCGUGAGAAGAACUACUCCAAUUUGGAGGAUGAAACAUUAUGCUCGGCGUACCUAAAUGUGUCGAAGGAUCCAGUGGUAGGUGUGAACCAGCCAAUGAAAUCAUACUGGGCAAGAAUCACUGACUACUUCAACGAGAUGAGGACUACUGACGUGGAGCGCAGCAGCUCCUCUCUCCAACAUAGAUGGGGCGAUAUCUCAAGGGACACCGCAUUGUUCUGCAGUUACUAUGCUGAGAUUGAACGGAAGCAUCAAAGCGGUAAAAGUGAGGACGACAAGAUAAAGGAUGCACUGAAAAUGUAUGAAGGGCUUCGAAGCAGCAAAUUCAAAUUUUUGCAUUGUUGGUUGAUCCUUAGAAAAGAGCAGAAGUGGUCUGAAUUUCUCGCCACCACAACAUCAAGCACCUCCCAAGCUCGAUCAAAGGCUGAUCCCGUGCAGCAAGGCGACCCAACAGCAACAUCCACACCUGAGGUGAAUGUCUCAGAGAAAAUUGCAAGGCCAAUUGGUAGGGACAGAGCAAAGAAACAAAGGAGCAACAACUCAUCCAGCUCCUCUGCUUGCUUUGAAAUGCUUCAAAAGAUACAAUUGGACCGCUCCAGGUUCGAGGAAGACAUGAAGGCUGCAAGCAAAUAUGAGUCAGAAGAAAUGGCUGUCCGGUAUGAUAGGAAACUGGCCAUUCAAGAACAACACCUUAAACUUGUAGCAGAGUCGACGAUGAUACAGAAGGAGAUGUUAAGGUUCCAACAAAAAGAACGUGAGGAUCGCGUAAUGACCAUGGACUUGGACAAGGUGGCUCCUUGGGUACGCGAGUACUACAUCAACGAGCAGAAGGCUAUAGCGGCAAAAUCACGUCAUGAAGUGUCAAGUUCUGAUGUGUAGCUUUUCUAUCUCAAGCGUUUAUAGUUGUGUGCCUUUGUUCUAGUUGAAAUAUUAGUAUUUAUCUAUGUAUCAGUUUAGAUGGACAAAUUAAGAUAUGUUCUAACAGUGUUAACUGUGUGAGUUGUAUCUAUUUCAGUUCAGUGGAUCAGAUGUUCGGUAUGAAAUCAAGAUGUCUUGUAUUUGUUUCAGUUUAGUGGAUGAGCUGUUAAGUAUGAAAUUAAGAUGUUGUGUAUCUAUUUUAGUUCAGUGGAUGAGCUGUUAAGUAUGAAAUUAAGAUGUCGUGUAUACAAAUAGGAUCAACUAUAAAAUAAAAUUAGAGAAUCGUCGAUCAGCUAGGUAGUUGAUGAGCCAAACUUUUAUACAAGAUUGCCCUAAGUUGAUAAAUCAGGGAAUCGUCAAUCAGCUAGGUAUUUGAUGAGCCAAACUUUUAUACAAGAUUUCAGUUGAUGAGCCAUGCAAGUUCCAUAUAUGAUCAACAAGGUCAUUCUUCAAUUGCUCAUUGGUUGUUCGGCUUUGGAUCUGUCGGUGGGCAUUGAUGAGUUGCUGAACCUCCGACACAUUCCUAUUAGGAUCCAAUGAUGGUCUGGAUGCUCCCUCAUAAUCCUCGAUCUCCAACUGCUCCAUUCCUCUCUCAUACUUGAUACCCAUAUUGUGCAGUAUGAUGACACAUUGAACUAUGUACUUCAUAUCCCCGGGAUCCCACAUUCUUGAAGGUCCUUUGAUGAUGGCAUACUUUGCUUGUAGGACACCAAAAGUACGCUCGACGUCUUUGCGGUACUCCUGCUGUUUCUCAUUGAACCGAUUCUGCUUAUUACUAACAGCGGCUGGAAUGGGAGUGAUCAAUGUAGCCCAUGGAGGAUAUAUACCGUCAGCUAGGUAGUAACCCAUAUUGUAUUCCCGUCCAUUAACUGUGAAAUUAACCUCAGGAGCAUGGCCGCUAGACAGGUUAUCGAAAACCGGGGAACGAUGCAAGACGUUUAUAUCGUUGCAAGAACCUGGCAUCCCAAAAAAUGCAUGCCAAACCCAAAGAUCAUGACUGGCCACCGCUUCUAGUAUAAUUGUGGGUUUCUUGUGGUGACCUCGAUACUGACCGUGCCACGCAGUGGGGCACUUCUCCCACUCCCAAUGCAUACAAUCGAUGCUUCCGAGCAUUCCUGGAAAACCUCUUUCUUCAGCCUUUCGAAGAAGCCUGGCAAUAUCCUCUGUAUUGGGCUGCCUAAGGUACUCCUCACCAUAGAUUACAACAAUGGUGCGAGUGAAUUUAUUUACUGUUUCGAUGAUCGUGCUCUCACCCAUGCGAAAGUACUCAUCCAAACUAUCGGCAGGUCCUCCGUAUGCAAGCAUUCGC
Zea mays is the source of this 2746-nucleotide messenger RNA. RefSeq lists its product as uncharacterized. Lineage: Eukaryota; Viridiplantae; Streptophyta; Magnoliopsida; Poales; Poaceae. The record is from RefSeq and is a predicted model, not a curated record. The coding region runs from base 124 to 1398 and encodes 424 amino acids. The transcript is spliced from 4 exons.